Messenger RNA from Linum tenue, 375 nucleotides. NCBI's taxonomy places the organism in Eukaryota, Viridiplantae, Streptophyta, Magnoliopsida, Malpighiales, Linaceae. The record is from the annotation of a GenBank genome assembly.
CAGAAGUGGGAGGCGAACAAGGAAAGUGGGAAAAGGCGGAGAGAAACUAAAAGGGGGAAAAGAAAGAGAGCAGAGAAUCCUUUCCUUUGCCGUUUUGCUUGUUGGUGGGUCGGAAAUGGAGAUCUGGGAAAGGAGAGAAAGGAAUGAAAGUUGUAGGACAAGCUCCGGGGAGAAAGCGUGGGCGAUCCGAAGACGAAGUGGGCAACAAACACGCAAAUUCUUUCUCUUUCUUUGACCAAGCCCCUUCCUCUCGCUUGUGUCUCAACUCUCAUCAUUAUUAUCGCAAUUUUCUUUCCCACUAAUACUACUACAAUAUCCGAAUUAUAAAAAAAAAAGUGUUAUUUUUAAUGUAAACGGUGCAUAAAUAUACAAUCA